This is a messenger RNA of Hypoxylon trugodes, 2157 nucleotides long. Its product is annotated as succinyl-CoA synthetase-like protein. The coding region runs from base 1 to 2058 and encodes 685 amino acids. The transcript is spliced from 8 exons. NCBI's taxonomy places the organism in Eukaryota, Fungi, Ascomycota, Sordariomycetes, Xylariales, Hypoxylaceae. Gene Ontology annotation, cellular component: succinate-CoA ligase complex (ADP-forming); mitochondrion. Gene Ontology annotation, biological process: tricarboxylic acid cycle. The record is from RefSeq and is a predicted model, not a curated record. Gene Ontology annotation, molecular function: succinate-CoA ligase (ADP-forming) activity; succinate-CoA ligase (GDP-forming) activity.
AUGUUGGGUAAUAUCUCGAGGGCUCGGUCCUCGAGGGGUCUCAUUUCUUUAGACCUCGGCUCGGCGCGAGCUAUCCAGAAUCGCCGAUAUUCGAGUUACGACUCGACUUUGAAGAAUCUCAAGAUCGGUAGCCACACGCGGGUUAUUUUUCAAGGAUUUACAGGAAGACAAGCCACUGCCAAUGCUCGCGAGUCCCUAGAAUGGGGAACCAAGAUCGUGGGAGGUGUAACGCCCGGCCGAGAGGGUGAACAUCUAGGCUUACCAGUCUUGCCUUCUGUUCGUAAGGCAAUGGAAAUCCUCAAACCGGAUGCGACGGGUAUAUAUGUAGCAGCGCAUCAAGCUACGGGCGCUAUCGAAGAAGCAAUUGAAGCCGAAGUACCUCUUAUUGUCGCUGUGGCCGAACAUAUUCCUCUUCACGAUCUUCUUAGGAUUCACUCUAUCCUUAAAACACAGUCUAAGUGUAGGCUUGUGGGUGCAAAUUCUCCAGGCAUCAUAUCCGCCGUUGGAAAAUGUAGAAUAGGCUUCCAACCUCUACCAUGCUUCCAACCCGGGCGCAUAGGUAUUGUAGCAAGAUCAGGAACACUAAGCUAUGAGACCGCCGCGUCUACGCUCAGGUCCGGUCUAGGCCAAAGUUUAUGUAUAGGAGUUGGCGGUGAUAUUCUCCCAGGCACCAAUUUGGAAGAGGGCUUACAAAUCCUUCUCGAAGAUGAUGACACGGAGGGUAUCGCGUUUAUAGGAGAAAUUGGUGGGGAUGGCGAGCUUGAGGCUGCCGAAUUGAUUAAGGAGUAUCGAGCCAAGGCACAAAAUCCGAAACCGAUUGCCGCUCUUGCCGCGGGUGUGAAUGCCGUCCCGGGGCGAAUAAUGGGCCAUGCUGGAGCAUUCGACCUACCUGGUGAACCCUCAGCGACGAUGAAGAUUGAAGCUCUUAAAGCGGCUGGGGCAACCAUAAUCAACCAUCCCUCGCGAUUCGGGCUAGUGCUAAAAUCCAUCCUCGAUGGCUCAACACCCGCCGGUGCCGGCGUGACUACUUCAGGCAGCGCCACCCAACGAAGAGGUAUACACACAAUAACCCGUCGACCCAACCCAACCCAGAAUUCCCGAUACCAGGGGGUAAAAAGCCAGAAACGGAGUAUAUACCUAACCUCCAACACCGCCGCAAACCUCCUACUCCAGCGCAACAUCCCCAUAACCCAAGACCCGAGCCCAGGUCCCAGGAAGCUCCUCGCCGUGAGCAUAAACCGGUCCACGCGAAGCCCCUGCAUAGUCGCCUCCCCAACAAACGACGUAUCCCAAGCCGCCAAACUCGACUUUCCUUAUAACCAACCAGAAGCCAUAGACCUACCGUUCGCAUCCACAGUAGCCAGACACUUACGCCUCGAUCCCAUUUACAUUUCUCCUCUCCAUGACAUCCUGCGCAAACUUAUCGCGCUCUUUAUCGAGAAAGAAGCGUUCCUCCUAUCCACCCAAAUAAUUACGAGUCCGAAUACCGAAACCCUGUCACUUAGCGCAACGGGUCUGCGUCUAGGUUUUGACGACGCCGCAUACCGUAGCACGAAUCGCCAGUCCGAUAUCCACGUGCUGCGUAACAUAUCUACUGAAGAUCCUGCCGAAGUCGCCGCUGAGAAGGAUGGCAUCGUGUACAUCAAACUACGCGAUGGAAACAUCGGCACGCUAGUCAACGGCGCAGGGUUAGCUAUGAACACCGUCGACGCCUUAUCCGACGCCGGUGGUCGUGCAGCGAAUUUCCUAGAUACGGGUGGGAAAGCGACGAGCGAGACGGUGAAGAAGAGUUUUGAAGCCAUUCUGACGGAUGACAGGGUCAAGUGCAUAUUCGUCAACAUAUUCGGUGGUCUGACGCUCGGCGAUAUGAUCGCCCGGGGCGUCGUGCUCGCGUUUCGCGACUUGCAGAUGUCGGUUCCCGUCGUGGUGCGCAUACGCGGGACGAAUGAGAAGGAGGGGCAGAAGAUAAUCGCCGACAGCGGAUUGCCGCUUUUUGCAUUCGACGAUUUCGAUGAAGCGGCUGCUAAGGCUAUAGAAUUGGCGAACAAGGGAUUGUAGAUAGGUGGUAUACGUGCUUUUAGAGCAUCUCGUUAUUAACUUUAUUAUUAUUGUGAAAUAUAGCGUCUAGUCUAUAUGAAAAUAUUAUUCUACGUUGGC